ACUGCUUUCCGGCGCCUGCUCUCCUGCCCCAGUCGAAGUGUCCUCCCGCACACCGUCGUCGGUACCGUUCAUAAUUCCCACCAAGCACCUCCGAAGCAACCAAACACCGCAAACAUGAGCAGGAAAUUUUUCGUUGGUGGAAACUGGAAGAUGAACGGAGACAAGAAGAGUCUCGGGGAGCUCAUUCAGACCAUGAACGGAGCCACCGUGGACCCCAAUGUCGAGGUGGUGUGCGGUGCUCCAGCCAUCUACCUGGACUUUGCCAGGUCCAAGCUGGAUGCUAAGUUUGGUAUUGCUGCCCAGAACUGCUACAAAGUUGCCAAGGGUGCCUUCACUGGGGAGAUCAGCCCUGCGAUGAUCAAGGACUGUGGUGUGCACUGGGUGAUCCUGGGACACUCUGAGAGGCGCCACGUCUUUGGAGAGAGUGACGAGCUCAUCGGUCAGAAGACAGCCCACGCUCUGGAGAGCGGUCUUGGUGUGGUCGCCUGCAUUGGCGAGAAGCUGGAUGAAAGAGAGGCCGGCAUCACCGAGAAGGUCGUCAAUGCUCAGACCAAGGUCAUCGCAGACAAUGUAAAGGACUGGAGCAAGGUCGUGCUUGCUUACGAGCCUGUGUGGGCCAUUGGCACUGGCAAGACUGCCUCCCCACAGCAGGCUCAGGAUGUUCAUGAUAAAUUGAGGCAAUGGCUGAAGAGCAAUGUGUCUGAGGCUGUAGCUAGCUCUGUGAGGAUCAUCUAUGGAGGUUCUGUGACCGGCGCUACCUGCAAAGAACUUGCCUCCCAGAAGGAUGUUGACGGUUUCCUUGUGGGUGGAGCCUCCCUCAAGCCAGAGUUCAUCGAAAUCAUUAACGCCAAGGUUUAAAAACAAAACAAAAACAAACCUGAACCAGAUCAGAGGCCAGCUCCAUUCAGAUGAUCUAGUUUCAUCCUCCCUCACUUCCAGCACUUAGUCAUCUUCCCCUUUUUAUUCAAAGUAUUUUGUGUCAUGUUGUCAUUCCUUCCUCGUUCUGUUAUCUUUUCGGUUUCUCUCCUGGAGAAAAUGGACAGGUUGACACAUACACUGUACUGCACUGAAAUGAGUCCACUGAAAAUAGUCUGUGCAUACUAACUUCCACACAAGUGCUCAAGCUGUAAAGACGGACAGUUACACCUUGAGGUGGACGAGGAGUCCACGCCUUUACUUGAACAGUUUUACCAACUCUCUAUGUGUAAACAGUGUCACAGCUCUUGUCCAUUAGAUUUAUUUGUCUGUUAAUAAUAUUGGUGUCUCUUAUGUAUAGUUAUGAUGUUCUUCUGUGGCUAUUUACCUCCCUCUAGACUUGCAUGUGCUGCUCUCUCAUUGGCUGUUCCACCAAAAGGGAGGUGUCCAUUAAAUGUUCAUUACAUUGUGUCAUGGUCGAUGGGUUUAAGGGUUGGAUGGCUGUAAGGAAACAUAAUAAACGGUUUAGAGACUCUA
Solea solea (common sole) is the source of this 1452-nucleotide messenger RNA. It is a transcript of the gene tpi1b, whose product is annotated as triosephosphate isomerase 1b. Gene Ontology annotation, biological process: glyceraldehyde-3-phosphate biosynthetic process; gluconeogenesis; glycerol catabolic process. The record is from RefSeq and is a predicted model, not a curated record. The coding region runs from base 115 to 858 and encodes 247 amino acids. NCBI's taxonomy places the organism in Eukaryota, Metazoa, Chordata, Actinopteri, Pleuronectiformes, Soleidae. Gene Ontology annotation, molecular function: triose-phosphate isomerase activity. The transcript has 7 exons. Gene Ontology annotation, cellular component: cytosol.